AAAAUUUUGACGCGCAAGCGCAGAACCCAAGAUGUCGGCCUGCGUCGGAAGUACGGGGCGUGGCCUCCUCCGCGACCUCUGGAGCUUCGAGGACGAGGACGAUAGCGCCAGCAGCAAACGGCCGAGCGAGGCCUCGAGCCUCCGGUCGCCGAACCCGCUCCUUCUUAUCCAGACCCACGACAGCGACAGUGACGACGAUACCAAGGCGUACGGCGCUGUCGACGUGGGCCUCCGCGCGCUCGACCUCGUCGUGUCGCCAAGCGCGAGCACCGUGCUCAAGGAAGGGUGGCUCGUCAAGCGCGGUCACAACUGGCACACGUGGAAGACGCGAUGGUUCGUGCUCUACCGCGACGCGCGUCUCGUCUACUACCGCAAUCCCAAGCUCAAGAAGGUCAAGGGUUGCUUGCGUCUCGACGACGGGAUCGUCAAGGUGCAGUUUGCUGACACGUACCAGACGAAGCGCAAGUACAGCUUCCAAGUCGUCAAGGGCUACUAUGUGCUCUUCUGCAGUUGCACGACCAAGGUCGAGGCCGACGAGUGGGUCCACGCACUCCGCCGCGUGCGGACGCAGAGUCCGUCCGACACGGAAGGGCCCGUGAGCUUGACGUCGCUCGUGGCAAACGAGACGUCGAUCGCUGCGAAGCUCGCGAGCAAGCCGCAUGCAAGCACCAUCGACCGCCAAAUCGAGCUCUUCCGGCUUCGCGCCACGACCACGGUCGCGGGCAACAACCCCAUGACGCCGACGUCGUUGUUGCGCUUCAUCUCGGAGCUGGAGAAUCAGAUCAUGCAGUCUAUCUUCUUUAGCAACGACGACGAUACGCGGCUUGCGGUGCGCUACUACAUUGAAGACAAGGUCUUCCUGCCGCUCAUCGAGCUCUUCUACAGCGGCGUCAAUCGACACGCCCAUGCGCCAUCGCCAACACACCUCCAGAAGCUCCGGAACUUACCACCGCACCACUUGAACCCGUCUGAUGCGACGGACGACUGGUCGUUUGCGAUCAAUAGCCUCAGCACGAUCGACACGGUGUCGCUACCGUCCCAUAAGCUCUGGGUGCUCUUGGAAACGAUUGCGUGGAUCGACGAAACGCUGCGGGCGACACCCGCCGCAACGCCCGAGUCACGGCGAUGCGUCCUCUCGUACGUCCUUGUGCACGCGGCGAUCGAGGACCUUGCGGUGCUGGCGCAGCUACUGCAGUGGACCCAGCUGUACCUGCCGCGCUGCGGUCACAUCAACGACAACGAGUACUUUGCACACUUUGUAGACGCGCUCGCGUGGCUUCAGCGCUACGAUGGGUCGGUCGGCGCGACGUCGAUCCCGGCGCUUACGCUGCCGUUCUCGACCCCCGAGAUUGGCAUCCAACUCAGCGCUGUCGUAAGCGACCGCGGCGCGCGCGUCGCGAGCAUCAAGAAGCACUCGCAAGCGAGCUUGUGUCCCGCACUCACGUCCGACCUCGUCCUUCUCGGCAUCAACGAGACGCUCGUGCUCUCCUGGACCUUGUUGGAUAUUGUCGACUUUCUCCGCGCCGCGCCGCUCCCCAAGCGCUUGGUGUUCGUCUCGGACGCCGACUAUGAGAAGCUUCUUGCGACCCCCGACUUUGACGCGUUUCUCUUUUGCCUCUGCGCGUCCCGCGGCGAUGUCCUUGGUCUCCAAGCACUCGUGGAUGAGCACGGCGACGCGCCACUGCACCGUGUGUGCAAGUGGGAUCGAGGGCUUUUGCUCGCGAGCCUGCCGUGGCUCCCGGCGUCGCACGACACGCCGCUGCACGCGGCUGUUAGCGCCGGCCAAGCUCACAUGGUGGUCGAGCUUCUCGACGAACAUCGUGUCAACCCCACGGUUUGCAACGCGGCGGGGCAAACGCCGCUCCACGUCCUCCAGUCGCACAUUCCCGAAAUCGCACCGACGCUGUUUGGGCACGGCGGGCAGCGCAUCCUCGACUGCCGAGACCCGCGCGGGUACACCCCGCUCAUGCUGCAGUGCAGUCGCGGCAACGUCGAAGGUGUCGUAACCCUCCUCGGGCUCGGCGCCGAUCUCAACGCGGUCGCGUGGUCCAACGGCACGACUGCGUUCUGCGAGGCGGUGGCGGCUGGUGACCUGAGCCUCGUCGACGUGUGUCUCUUGCGCGGCGCCAACGUGCGCCACGCGAAUCUGCAGCGGGAGACACCGCUGCAUAUCGCGGCGCGUGCCGGCCAACCUAAGCUCAUCCAGCGUCUCCUUGUCGGCGGUGCGCUGAUCUCGACGCAGAACCGUCUCGGGAUGACGCCUGCUGCGGUGUUACUGCAAGCGCCCCCGGCCUCGUCGCACGUGCUUUUGGACUGCCUCGCGCUGCUUGCGACGCCGUCCGUGCUCGAAAUCCCCGACUUGUGGGGCCGGCGCCUCGUCCAUUAUGCAAGCCAGCUCGAGGUCGGUCUCAAGGACGUCAUGGAACUCCUGCUUGGACGCGGCGCCAACGGCCACGUUGUCGACCUCUUUGGGGACGCACCGCGCGAGUAUCGACGCCACCCGAAAGACCACGGCGUGCAGUACGCUCCGCCAACCGCGUACAUGCGGCACCUUAGCGUGACGCUCACCACCACGGCCGACGGGAAGCUCCAGCUCCAAAGCGGCCGGCUCGAGGAUCUGCUCACGUACUUGGUUGCGGACAAGUCGAUGCGCCUCCACGAUAUGUUUGCGUUCGUCCUCAACAGCACGACGUACAUGGACAUGGCGUCGCUGCUCGUGCUUCUCAAAGCCAAGACCGUCCAGAGCCAAAAGGGCCUCAAGAAGGCGUGGAGUGUUGCCAACUUCCAGCGCGACCCAAAUUGCGGCGCGCUCUUCUUCCUUGCGCUCGCAGCGUACUUGCAUCCCGGGCUUGCGUUGACGCCCGAGUUUACCGACUGCCUUGGCGUCAUCGGAACUUCAACCCAGCUUGCUGUCUACGUGAGCGGCCUCGAGCGCUACUACCGCGCGGCCGCACCGUCCUCGCUGUACGCCGAUCUGUAUGCCCACAUGCUGGGCAUGUACGGCGCCAAGCCGAGCUACGAUGGCGCCCGCGCCCGCCUCGGUCGCCUCAACCCGAUGGCGACGAGUGCGCUCGACUUGGCGCGGCAGUGCACGCUCGUGUCACACGCGGUCUUUGCACAGAUCCCGAUCCGGCAGCUACUGCAGCCCAAGUGCAAUCACACUGGUUUCUUGGCGGCUCGGCACUGGUUCCAGCACCUCUCGGCGCUCGUGAUCAACUAUGUGCUGCUGGAAGAGUCGCCCCAAGCCCGCGCUGACGUCAUCGCCUUCUUUGUCGAGGUGGCCGUGCAUUGCUUUGAGACGUUUCAGAACUUUGAUUCGUUCAUUGCGAUCUUGUACGCUCUGCAGUCGACCGCCGUCUUCCGCCUCAAGCGGACCAUGAGCUACUUGAGCCCCGCGACCGCCGAGACGCUCGCCAAGUACCAAGUGUACACCCAGAACGGGUCACGAGACAUGAACCGCGUCAUGAAGACGGUCAAGCCGCCAUGCAUGCCCUACAUUGGCCUCUACCUCCAGAACGUCGUCGGGCUCCACGAGCUACCCAAGUACGAAGAAGAGAUGAUUGUCAACUUCAACCGGCUACGCCUGCUCGGGUCGCUGGCCCAAGACCUUUUGAGCUACCAGUCGACGCCGUAUCCCAUGACCUCGAGCUACAAGAUGGAGGCGCUUCUCCAUGUCGACCUCGCCUUCCCGACCGACGAAGCGCGCUAUGAGCGGUCCCAUGCGAUCGAGUCCCGCGCGUCCAUUGACGCGCUCGAGGCAGAGACGUCGCCGCCCGAGACGCCCCGCCGGAGCUCCAUCAGCCGCGACUCGGUCGACUCGGCCGCGAGCCUCUUCCCACGCCUGCGCUUUAGCUCGUUCUCGUCCAAGCGCGACCGGACGAGUAGCGUGGCCGGUCUUGUGUGGGUUUAGUUAGUUGAUGGAAACCGACUUAGUCGAUGGAACGUCCGUUUGCGAUAGUGUUUGACAGGU
This is a messenger RNA of Saprolegnia parasitica CBS 223.65, 3970 nucleotides long. RefSeq lists its product as hypothetical. Lineage: Eukaryota; Oomycota; Saprolegniomycetes; Saprolegniales; Saprolegniaceae. Gene Ontology annotation, molecular function: guanyl-nucleotide exchange factor activity; protein binding. The transcript is spliced from 9 exons. The record is from RefSeq and is a predicted model, not a curated record. Gene Ontology annotation, biological process: small GTPase-mediated signal transduction. The coding region runs from base 32 to 3910 and encodes 1292 amino acids.